Messenger RNA from Thecamonas trahens ATCC 50062, 1463 nucleotides. RefSeq lists its product as uncharacterized. Bases 39 to 1463 code for a protein of 474 amino acids. Lineage: Eukaryota; Apusomonadida; Apusomonadidae. The transcript has a single exon. The record is from RefSeq and is a predicted model, not a curated record.
CUCUUCGACGCAAGAGACAGAGAAGAAGAGCGCGUAGUAUGAAGAAGAGCGGAAUACGGAGGAGUGGGAAAAAGGGCGGCAAGAGGGCGAGCAUGGACGAGGCGCUGGCCGAGUCCCAGGGCGAGGUGUACAAGCUCGAGCUGUUCCAGCCUGUGGACGAGCGGUUCUACCUCGCUCAGUUUCCGCUCCAGCGAGGGAAAAAGGGCCAGCGCAUCAUCGGCGACGCUGCUACCAUGCAUAAGAUCAACUACGCCAUGAGGAGGUCGGUCCUGACCGGCCGCACCAACUCGCUCGAGCGCCACGAGCGCAAGGUCUGGCAGCUGGAGCAGCCGCCCACGGCCGGAAGCCGCAGCGGUAGCAAGGGCCGCGUGGCCAGCCGCCCGCCGCCGCCGUCGUCGGCAACCUCGUCGACCGCAUCGUCGGCCGGUGUCGAGCCCGAGGUCUGGCGCGGCGAGCUGCUCGGCGUCGACUCGAACGACGCCACGUACGUGGUGAUGAAGCGGAGCGCCAAGACCAAGACCAUCAGCGUCUCGCUCAUCUCGCGGUGGUACAACUUUAAGCGCCACAUCGAGCGCGAGCUCAAGUCGCUGGACGAGGCCGAGAAGGAGCUUGCGGCGCGCGAUCCCGAACUUCGGCUGCAGUUCCAGAAGAAGCAGCCGUACUUGACUGAGCGGGCCAAGCGGUUCAUCCACCAGAUUGUGGAGAAGGAGGAUGUGGAGGACAUUGUGUCGGUGAACGAAAUGGUCGGCGGCUCGUCGCUGGUUCCGUCGCGCGAGUCGGCGGCGGCGUACAUGGCGUUUACCCAGUUUGACACCGGCGACGAGGACGGCAUGGCCGAGGCCCAGGGCCUCAUCGACGACAUCGAAGCCAACGACUUGGACGACUUUGCCAUUGCCGACGACGACGAGGAGGGCGACAUCAUGGUCGAGCCCAUCAACGAGGACGAGGAAGACGUCGAGGCGUACAAGCGCAAGUAUGGCGACGACGACGAUGACGAGAACGACGACGACGACGACGAUCUGCCCGAGUUUGGCGACGACGACGACGCCGACGAUGACGACGACGACGACGAUGACGACGACGACGACGACGACGAAGACGACAUUCGCGUCGAGGACCUCGACAAGCUCGCUUUCCGCAACAAGCCCAAGAUCGCGCCCAUCUCGCGCAAGCGCGCCCUCGAUCGCGACGAGGACGCCGGCAACGGCGGCAGCGGCGGCGCCCGCCCAGCCAAGCGGGCCAAGCCGCUGUCGUCCGCACACGACACCGUCUCGCGCGAAGCUGUCCGCCAGUUCCUCCUCAAGCACUCGGGUGAGACCAAGGCUCAGGUACGCGCCGCUAUGAGCGCCGAGUUCGGCAAUGUCUCCAAGGCCGGCGCCCUCGAGCUGGGGAAGCUCUUCAAGGAGAUGGCCAAGCAGGACAAGGCCUCAAACACGCUCUCGCUCAAGCCUGAGUUUCUUUAG